AAAUGUGGUUUAAGAGACAAUUCAAUCACUUUCUUAAAUAUCAUCAACUUUAUACAAAAACUUUGUUUAGACAACAAUGUGCACAAUAUAAUUUAAACACAAUACCACAUAUUCCAGAACCUGAGUAUAAUAUUGAUUUUCUAUGUAAUCCAUCUAAUCGAGAUAUUAUUUUUAAUAAUAUAUUAAUAAGAAAAAGUAUUGGAGAUAUUGAUAAAGUUCUUGAACUUUCAAAAAAACCAGAACAAAACGAAUCUUUUUUACACGAGUUAAAUAAAAUACCAAAUCAAACAGAUCCUACAAUAUUAUCUUAUAAAGAGCCAAAGAUUUUGAAAGAAUGUGGGACUAAGCCACAAUUUAAUUUUGAGUUACAAAAAUUUGUAUCAUUAGUUACAAAACUAAAUGCAUUAAAAAUGCAAUCUUUGGGGCCCUUAAUAGGACAACGGGGAUACUUACUUCUUGGAGAUUUAGCAGAAUUAGAAGAAGCAUUGGUUCAUUAUACAGUCAAAAAGUUAAUGAAACAUGGUUUUAAAUUUGUUUCUGUACCUGAUAUUAUUCCUACUGAAGUUAUAGAAAGAUGUGGAUUGUUAAAAGAUAGUGAAAGAACUCUUGUAUAUAAUUUAAGUUCUUCUUAUGGAGAAAAUUACAGUUUAUCUGGAACAGCAGAAAUGUCCUUAGCUUAUAAAGUAAUGAAUACGAUAUAUGAUUCUGAAGAUUUACCAUUAAAAAUUGCUGCUGUGAGUAGGUGUUUUAGAGCAGAAGUAUCUAAUCUUGAGGAAGAAAGAGGUUUAUAUAGGGUUCAUCAGUUUACAAAAGUUGAAAUGUUUGUAUGUUCAAAACAAGAAGAGUCUACAAAUCAAUUUCAAGAACUUCAAGAAAUUCAAGAAGAUUUAUUUUCUUCUUUAAAUUUACAUUUUCGAAUAAUUGAUAUGCCACCGCAUGAUUUAGGGUCUCCAGCAUACAGAAAAGUAGAUAUAGAAAGUUGGAUGCCUGGAAGAAAAUUAUAUGGAGAAAUAUCUAGCUGUAGCAAUUGUACAGAUUAUCAGUCACGCCGACUUGGUAUAAAGUAUAAAACGAAAAAUGGAGAACUAUUACAUGUUCAUACCUUAAAUGGAACUGCAUGUGCUAUACCUCGCAUGUUAAUUGCACUUUGUGAAUCAUAUCAAACAAGUCAUUCACGUAUUAAAAUUCCGGAAAUUUUAAUACCUUACAUGAGAGGAAAGACACUUAUUUCUAAACAACAAAUUGCAAAUAUGAAACUCCAUAAAUAUAAACAGAUUUAA
Molecule: messenger RNA, 1280 nt
Organism: Eufriesea mexicana
Lineage: Eukaryota; Metazoa; Arthropoda; Insecta; Hymenoptera; Apidae
Gene: SerRS-m
Product: Seryl-tRNA synthetase, mitochondrial
Exons: 4
Coding region: 3-1280 (425 amino acids)
Biological process (GO): seryl-tRNA aminoacylation
Molecular function (GO): serine-tRNA ligase activity; ATP binding
Source: RefSeq, a predicted model, not a curated record